UGCAAGCCAACCCAAACACGCCACGAUUCUCUAUUUGGCUCCUUUUUCUGGAACCUCUUUCAAAUUCAAUUAAAAAAUUUGGAGCUCAAAAGAAUGCAAAUCAAAACCCUAGCUCAUCGUCCUCCUCUAAUUUCUCGUCAAAAGCCUAAUUUCAGGCAUUAUUAUUCUCAAUCUCCCCUGCAUUUUCUGACGCAUCAAACCCACAGCUAUCAUUUUCCUUCAUGUGUACACCUUUCUGCACCAAAGUAUCGCAGAAAUCGACUUAUGCGCCAUUCCAUUAGCCCGACCCAAGAUGUAGUUGAUAAUAACCGGGAAAUGGAUAGCGAAAAUGAUAGUGAAAUUGCUUCCGUAUCGUCAUUUCAAGAAGGAGAGGAGAUAGAAGCGGAGGUUAAAACAGAGGCAUUAGAGAAUCAGACUAUAUGGAACCAAACGAGGGAGAUUAUGAUGUUUACAGGGCCUGCUACGGGGCUUUGGUUAUGUGGGCCGUUGAUGAGUCUCAUUGAUACUGCAGUUAUCGGUCAGGGAAGCUCCAUUGAGCUUGCUGCUUUGGGACCUGGAACGGUGGUUUGUGAUUAUAUAAGUUAUGUGUUCAUGUUCCUUUCAGUUGCCACUUCAAAUUUGGUUGCCACUUCCCUUGCCAGACGGGAUAAUAAUGAAGUGCAGCAUCAAAUAUCUAUCCUUCUUUUUGUUGGUUUGGCUUGCGGCAUCUUGAUGUUUUUGUUUACAAGAUACUUUGGUUCAUGGGCAUUAACUGCUUUUACAGGACCAAAAAAUGUACAUAUUGUACCUGCAGCAAAUACAUAUGUUCAGAUCCGAGGCUAUGCAUGGCCUGCAGUUAUUGUUGGAUGGGUUGCUCAGAGUGCAAGUCUUGGAAUGAAAGAUUCCUGGGGACCUCUGAAGGCUUUGGCAGUUUCUAGUAUUUUAAAUGGUGUUGGUGAUGUAGUUCUCUGCAGCUUUUUAGGUUACGGGAUUGCUGGUGCUGCAUGGGCAACAAUGGUGUCUCAAGUUGUUGCAGCUUAUAUGAUGAUUGAAGCUCUGAACAAGAAAGGAUACAAUGCAUAUGCUUUCUCUGUUCCAACACUUAAUGAACUUUUGACAAUAGUUGGGCUUGCAGCUCCAGUGUUUGUAACAAUGAUGUCAAAGGUUGUGUUCUACUCGCUCAUUAUAUAUUUUGCUACAUCUAUGGGUACAUAUUCUGUGGCUGCUCAUCAGGUCAUGAUUCAAACGUACAGCAUGUGUACAGUAUGGGGUGAGCCUCUUUCUCAAACUGCACAGUCAUUUAUGCCUGAGUUGAUAUACGGUGCCAAUCGAAGUUUGGCAAAGGCUCGGACGUUACUAAAGUCACUAGUGAUGGUUGGAGCUACACUUGGAUUGGUUUUAGGUGUGAUUGGAACAUGCGUUCCUUGGUUGUACCCAAAUCUCUUUACACCUGAUCAAAAUGUUGUGCGGGAGAUGCACAAAGUGCUUUUACCAUACUUCAUGGCGUUGGCUAUUACAUCUAGCACUCAUAGCCUUGAAGGGACGCUGAUGGCUGGACGGGAUCUCAAAUUUCUUAGCCUGUCAAUGACUGGAUGCCUUUCUUUCGGUGCCCUUGUAUUGAUGCUUGUGAGCAGCAGAGGAUGUGGUUUGGCUGGCUGCUGGUAUGCACUUGUAGGAUUUCAAUGGUCACGAUUUUUCCUAGCUCUCCAGCGACUUCUUUCUCCUGAUGGCAUACUGUACUCUGAAGACUUGAGCCGCUAUAAAAUUGAGAAGCUGAAAGAUUCUUAGCUUAAUACAUGAGAGAACAGCACAUAAUCUUAACGUGUUACGACAGGAAUCAAAAUUUGUAGACCUAGGAUCUGAGCUGCAAAAUCAGCAGACACACCAUUCCCAUACUUCAGAUAUCAAAUUAUCGUUAGCAUCAAAGAGGGUGCAUGAAGUAACAAUCUGCCCUGAAGCUGUAAUGUGUUUUUCUUCACAGCUGUGAACACCUACCAUAUCAAUUCUUGUAAUUGUAUAUUGCUCUAAUCAUCAAAGAUGUUUUCCCACGUGGGAAUAAUUUGAAGGAGCAGCAGCUUUUUUUUUUUUUUUUUUUUCAUUUGAAACAUACAGUCAAAGUGGUGUUAUUUGUAGUAAACAGCAUAAAAUUUGGUUGAUAACUUGGGUACUUUCUCA
Molecule: messenger RNA, 2154 nt
Organism: Hevea brasiliensis (rubber tree)
Lineage: Eukaryota; Viridiplantae; Streptophyta; Magnoliopsida; Malpighiales; Euphorbiaceae
Product: protein DETOXIFICATION 46, chloroplastic
Exons: 14
Coding region: 94-1767 (557 amino acids)
Biological process (GO): transmembrane transport
Cellular component (GO): membrane
Molecular function (GO): antiporter activity; xenobiotic transmembrane transporter activity
Source: RefSeq, a predicted model, not a curated record